Molecule: messenger RNA, 1041 nt
Organism: Aspergillus terreus NIH2624
Lineage: Eukaryota; Fungi; Ascomycota; Eurotiomycetes; Eurotiales; Aspergillaceae
Product: pyridoxal kinase
Exons: 4
Coding region: 1-1041 (346 amino acids)
Biological process (GO): pyridoxal 5'-phosphate salvage
Cellular component (GO): cytosol
Molecular function (GO): pyridoxal kinase activity
Source: RefSeq, a predicted model, not a curated record
AUGGCCACGAUAGCCAUGCAGGCUCUCGGCUGCGACGUCGCCGCCCUCAACACCGUCCACUUCAGCAACCACACCGGCUACCGACAGUUCAAAGGCACGAGAGCCACAGCCGAUGAAAUCACCGCCCUUUACGAGGGCCUCUGCCAAAGCCAUCUCACAGACUUCGACGUCAUGCUCUCGGGGUACGCCCCGAGUGCCGCCGCUGUCGAGGCCGUCGGCGCCAUCGGCCUCGACCUCCAGCGCAAAGCCGCAAGUAAACCCGGGUCUUUCUUCUGGGUCCUCGACCCGGUCAUGGGCGACCAGGGCCGUCUCUACGUCAACGACGACGUCGUCCCGGCCUACAAAAAGAUCAUCCAGCACGCAGACCUGAUCCUCCCCAACCAAUUCGAAGCCGAAGUCCUCUCCGGCAUCAAAAUCACCUCGCUCAGCACCCUCGCCUCCGCCAUCACCGCCAUCCACGCCACCUACAACGUCCCCCACGUCAUCAUCACCUCCGUCGACCUGAGCAAGCUGCCCACCCCACCCAGCGACUCAACUCCAACCCCGCGCACGCUCACCAUCAUCGGCUCGACCACCCGCUCCGAUGGCUCCCCGCGGCUCUUCCGCAUCGACGUCCCCGCGCUGGACUGCUUCUUCAGCGGCACGGGCGACAUGUUCGCGGCGCUGACGGUCGCGCGGCUGCGCGAGGCCGUGGCCGCCGCGGACCCGGCACUCGCCGCCACGCGCUCGUGGGUGUCCCCCGACGACGUGCCGGCCACGGAGCUGCCCCUCGCGCGCGCGACGGUCAAGGUGCUGGCGAGCAUGCACAGCGUGCUGGAGAAGACGUUGGAGGCGCGGGACGCGGAGCUGCGCCUGACGGCGGCGGCUGCCGCGGCGAACGGGACGCCGAGCGACGAGGACACGGCGAAGCAGGAGCAUCUGCGGCGGACGAAGGCGGCGGAGGUGCGGCUGGUGCGGAAUGCACGGUACCUCCGCGAGCCGGAGGUGGAGUUCCAGGCGAUGGAGUGGAACAAGCAGGAUCUGCCGGUGGAACUACAAUAG